GACUAUAAAAUACCUCAUUGAUUCCCAAAGUCUCGAUCUCAAAUAUUUAUUCUCAAUAAUAUCUCUCUAAUUCUACAUCUUGCACCAUGCCAGAUUUAUCUUCUUCCCAAAUCACAAAACCCCUCAAUAAUAUUGUGGAGAAGUCGCUAUUAAUAAACGAGCUACCAAGAUCGCGUUUUUGGGAAACCAUGGACAUCUGCCAAUGGGAAGGCUUCUGGUUCGAGCCGAGCCUCGUAGGUCCCGCCAUGACCUUCCGGUCAACCUUCCACGCCCGAGACGACGACGUUCUCCUUGCAUCCACCAUGAAAACGGGGACCACUUGGCUCAAAUCCCUCUCCCUCUCCAUCAUCACGCAAAAUCGCAACCGCCGCCAAACCACCACAACCUCCGACAUUUUAACCUCGGAGAACCCACAUUACCUCGUACCCACAAUCGAAAGCACCAUGUAUUCAACCAAGCCCCUCCAAUUCGACCCCUACGAUUCAUCAGAUCCACGCCUCCUCCACACCCACCUCCCGUACUCCGUCCUCCCCGACUCCGUCAAGAACGGGCCGUGCAAGAUCGUGUACAUCGCCCGUAACCCUAAGGACACCGUAAUCUCGAUGUGGCAUUUUUUUAACUCCAUCUUACAACAAGAGGAAGAUCCGUUUCCAAUGGAGAAAGCGGUCGACUGCUUCUGCUCGGGGGUCCAUCAAUACGGUUCGUUCUUCGACCAUGUGAGGGAGUACUGGGUCGAGAGCAAGAAAAGGCCCGAUAAGAUACUAUUUGUGAAGUACGAGGAAUUGAAGACCGAGCCGAAGAGACAUGUUUCGAAGAUUGCCGAGUUCUUGGGGAGGCCGUUUGGAGACGGUGAUGAAGGAGCAUUAGUUGAGGAGGUUUUGAGUAGGUGUUGUUUGGAGAGACUGAAGAAUUUGGAGGUAAACAAGAAUGGUUCCGUUUUGCUUAAUGUGCCGAAUAGUUCGUUUUUUAGGAAGGGCGAGGUCGGUGGUUGGAAAAACUAUUUGACGGCUGAGAUGGAAGAGAUGAUCGACCAAACAAGCCGUAUCAAGCUUGAGCCCUUUGGCCUCUUUCUUUAGUUUUUGUGUGUGUGUGUGUGUUUCUCAUGCAUGCUUUUAAUUAAUAGGUGUUUUUUACUUGAUUCAACUGCAUUAAAUGUAAGUAGUUUGAAAUAUACGAUCACCAGUUUGAAAUUAAUUAACAGCAUUCGAGGUUACAUUGCGAUCCAUGAUUGACUUUGAGAAGUCUAAAUAUACGAAUAUACGGAAUGUUAGAUGCUAUACUUGGUUAUUUACAUCUGAGUGGAUUUAAACUGUAGAUUUGAUUAAAUAACUACCCACUAAGCACAUAUACACAUAAUGUAUGUAA
Molecule: messenger RNA, 1365 nt
Organism: Erythranthe guttata (spotted monkey flower)
Lineage: Eukaryota; Viridiplantae; Streptophyta; Magnoliopsida; Lamiales; Phrymaceae
Product: cytosolic sulfotransferase 13
Molecular function (GO): sulfotransferase activity
Source: RefSeq, a predicted model, not a curated record